Molecule: messenger RNA, 578 nt
Organism: Nerophis ophidion (straightnose pipefish)
Lineage: Eukaryota; Metazoa; Chordata; Actinopteri; Syngnathiformes; Syngnathidae
Gene: smdt1b
Product: single-pass membrane protein with aspartate-rich tail 1b
Exons: 3
Coding region: 40-339 (99 amino acids)
Biological process (GO): calcium import into the mitochondrion; mitochondrial calcium ion homeostasis
Cellular component (GO): mitochondrial inner membrane; uniplex complex
Source: RefSeq, a predicted model, not a curated record
CCACUUACCCUACGUCACAUAUUUGACCGGGAGGGGAAAAUGGCGGUGAGUGUUUUACGGCUCUCCCUGAGACAUAUCGCCCGGAAUUAUGGCUUACCGGGCCGUAACAGCGCUUCAAAAACGUCGUAUCUAAACAGGACGACACCAAGUCGAAGUGCGGUUUCGACGUCGUCGGGUGCUAUCCUGCCCAAACCGGAUAAAACACCAUUCGGUCUGAUCCGCAUGACGGUGGUGGUGGUGCCUUUCCUCUACGUGGGAACUCUGAUCAGCAAGAACUUUGCAGCCCUCCUGGAGGAGCACGACAUCUUCGUCCCCGAAGACGACGACGACGACGACUGAAGCGAGUGCACGGUGCCACAUGUUGCGUCCCCUCAUGCUCCAAGGCUGAGUCCAAGACCAGAUGGUCCCAGGAGAACGAGGUGUCGGUGCUUCACUCUACAUAUCUCCUACCUCUCUCCGGUUUUAUCUUUCAACAAUACAUAUUUUCAAAGAUCCCACAUCAUGUGAGGCUAGCAGAAUGAAAAAGCCCUCACUCCUGUUCGCAUGGUUUUAACUCAAUAAAGUGAGUUCAAAAAGGA